UUGGGAUAGUAGCAACGUGCUUUGUGUAGCAGAAUGGAUUUCGCCAAGAAUAUUCUGCAAAAAUACGGUUGGAAAGAAGGUGAUGGUCUUGGCAAAAAUACUGACGGAAUCACUGCCCCGAUCAAAGCUUCGCUGAAAUUCAACACCUCAGGCUUAGGUGCCGCUCCAGCCAAAGAUCUUACAGACAAUUGGUGGGAGCGUGUUUAUAACGAUGCAGCAAGCAAUGUUCAAGUUCAAUCAGGAGGCAAUCAUGCCCAGGGAAGCCAGAUUAGCGUUCGGCAGGCAGACGCAGUCGAAAUAUCUACAAAGAGCUAUUCUGUGAAGAAGCUGAAGGAACAGGCCGGAAAAGAUGGGACAAAAUAUGGCAGCACAUUCCUUAAGGCUUCCAUGUUAGGUGCAACUGGGGGAGAACAAGAGGUGGCGGAUCGUAUCAACAUGGAAGAUAUUGAGUUUAAAGCAACCCAAACGCUUACGGAUGAGCAGCUGUUUGCGGCCUGCGGAGGACGAACCGCGCACAAAGGGGCGCGUCAUGGUUUAACGCUAAAUGGAAAAUUAGCACGGAUUGAUGAACAGAACAAUAAGCUCCUGCAGAAACUGGAGCACGAAAAGUUUGAGACUGUGAUGAAGACUAAUGACUGGCAGGUGCAGCAUUCUCGUAAUGGUCGAAAAAGGUCUAAGAAACAGAAACGCAACGAUCAAAAGUGGUUCGAAAAAGCCUCGGUGGGUACAGGCGAUGAUGAGGUGAAAGAUAUGGUGCACCAUGCGGAUUACGUUGUGGCGAAGAACCGGAAGAAAACAAAGGUGCUCAAGCAGACUGACAACGAUCUGGCAAAUUGUGUUGCCACAAUGUUCUCAAUCUUGCCCGAGGAGGAUGGUAUAGAAGAAGAAGUUAAGCCUCCGCCAUCAUUGGAUGAUGAGUUAGAUCAGCUGAGUGAGAAAAUACGCAAACUGGACCACAGUUCGCUAACAAUCAAGAAAAAGGGUAGGAAAAACAAAAAGAAGCUUAAGCGAGCUAUAACAACCGGUAGCGAUGUAAACGACGAGGAUGAUAUAGCAAUGAAAGACCCGGCGGCGAAGUACAGAAAGGACUAUCGGCCCGAUUUGAAGAGAAACAAUCGUUUACUGAAAUCUCUCGUCUCGCACGAGGUACCGAAGGAGAAGGUUCCUGCUAAACCGGCUAGUCUGAUGCGCUCGGGCUCCAGUGAUGGUUCGGAAGACGAGGAAGAUGUGGUAAAAAGGGUCAACGAAGAGCAAGAUCGGUACUGGAGAAAGAUGCGAGCCAACGUGCCAAAGAUUAACAUAAUCGAACCAACCGAGGACGAUUGUCUAGCUCUUGCGCAGGGACUAAAAGAACGGCACCAGAACGAGGUCAAACGCGUUGGUACGCAUCGGGUGAACGUGAAGAAGAAGAAGAGUAAGAAAAAGCACCGCCAGGUGGCUCGGCUGGCGGAUAGUUUAUCGAAGAAAUUGUAGAAUCAGCACGCAUGUGAACAGAAAGCAAUAGCUUCCGAAAUCCUGAAAAAGGGAUAGAAGCGUAGAAGGCCUUGUUUCUGAUUAGAAUGUUUUAAGUGCCGUACUAUUAAGCGUACAUUGGAGCAAGUGUGGAGGUUGGCGUUCCGUAUUCAAACGCCGCUAUGUCGUUUGUUGUAUAUUACUUUUUCCUGGAAAUGUUAAGGUUGAAAGCAAAAUCAUGAUCACGAGUCAGAAUACCGAUGGCAUACUGUUUUUGCGAGGCAAUAAAGUUAAGAAAGGAAUCAGUA
This is a messenger RNA of Anopheles coustani, 1760 nucleotides long. Its product is annotated as G patch domain-containing protein 4. The transcript has 3 exons. Gene Ontology annotation, cellular component: nucleolus. Gene Ontology annotation, molecular function: nucleic acid binding. Gene Ontology annotation, biological process: regulation of ribosome biogenesis. The record is from RefSeq and is a predicted model, not a curated record. NCBI's taxonomy places the organism in Eukaryota, Metazoa, Arthropoda, Insecta, Diptera, Culicidae. The coding region runs from base 34 to 1473 and encodes 479 amino acids.